Silurus meridionalis is the source of this 3296-nucleotide messenger RNA. It is a transcript of the gene fgf12a, whose product is annotated as fibroblast growth factor 12a. Gene Ontology annotation, molecular function: growth factor activity; fibroblast growth factor receptor binding. The record is from RefSeq and is a predicted model, not a curated record. Gene Ontology annotation, biological process: cell differentiation; fibroblast growth factor receptor signaling pathway; positive regulation of gene expression. Gene Ontology annotation, cellular component: cytoplasm. NCBI's taxonomy places the organism in Eukaryota, Metazoa, Chordata, Actinopteri, Siluriformes, Siluridae.
AGAGAGCGCAGGCUCAGUAAAAGCUCUCACAUCUCCACUGUUACUGUGCAGGAGAACACAGUUACACCAUCUCUGUCCACACUUGCUUGUGGGGAGAAGAAGACAGACAGAGAGAGAGAAAGAAAGAAAGAGAUCUUCAGAAAUAUUUUCACCCUGAGGAUAUUGUUUCAUAUCCAUCAUUUAUAAAGUGGAACCUCCAAGAAAACCUUUCUGAAGCACUCUUCAUCUGAUCCUGAGCUUUUGGAUGUAGAAACACGUUUUCUUGGGAGGUGAUUUUUUUUUUUUUGGAGCUGUCCACCUGGAUCACCUGCACCUGGCGCGUGCCUUCUUCUUCUCCUUCAUCUGUUUUUAACUGUUUUUGUUUGUUUUUUGUUUGGUUGGAUUUUUUUUGACAUUCAGAAAAUCAUUUGCAAAUGUUUGACUGGAAAACUGCACAUGCACAUUGCACGUGACCGGAGCAUGCACGUGAAGCCGUUUACAAAAAUGACAUCUCGUUAAAAUCGACUGCAAGAACGAUUUUUUUUUUUUCGUGCACCGGUAUCGUGAUUGCGAUUGCGUUGUAAAAGAGCGAGAAAAGGUGCGUGACAGAGACAAAGACAGAGAGAGAUAGAAAGAGAGAGAGAGUGAGAGAAAGAGAGAGAGAGAGAGAGAAUGGCCGCGAUCGCGAGCUCCUUGAUCCGCCAGAAGCGCCAGGCGCGCGAGUCAAACAGCGACCGCGUCUCGGCGUCCAAGAGGCGCGCGAGCCCCAGCAAAGACCCGCGCUCCCUAUGCGAGCGCCAUUUCCUCGGCGUCUUCGGUAAAGUGCGCUGCUGCAGCGGCAAGAAAAGACCCGUGCGCCGGCGCCCAGAUGCGCCCUCGAAACCUCCACAGGUGUCCCGUAAGGGCAUCAGGCUAGAGCCGCAGCUGAAAGGGAUUGUGACCCGGUUGUUCAGCCAGCAGGGCUUCUACCUGCAAAUGCAGCCGGAUGGAACCAUAGAUGGCAGCAAGGACGAGAACAGCGACUACACCCUCUUUAACCUCAUCCCGGUCGGACUCAGGGUGGUGGCUAUCCAGGGCGUGAAGGCUGGCUUCUACAUCGGCAUGAACGGAGAAGGCUUUCUCUACAGCUCGGAAAUGUUCACUCCCGAAUGUAAAUUCAAGGAGUCUGUUUUUGAGAACUACUACGUCAUCUACUCAUCCACCAUGUACCGGCAGCAGGAGUCGGGCCGCGCCUGGUUUCUGGGUCACAAAGACGGCCAAGUCAUGAAGGGCAAUCGUGUGAAGAAAACCAAGCCUUCAUCACACUUCCUCCCCAGGCCUAUCGAAGUCUGCAUGUACCGGGAGCCUUCGCUGCAUGAGAUCGAAGAGAAGCAUCGCUCCAGGAAAAGCUCAGGAACUCCGGCCAUGAACGGAGGCAAAGCGGUGAAUCAGAACUCUACAUAGCAGGACCCGGAUACGGCAACAACACCAACAAUAAAAACAUCACACACACACACACACACACACACACACACACACACACACAUACACAUACAUAUUGCCUGCAGAAAAGAACAAGCCUUGGGAAAAACACAACGGAACUCACGAUCAACCCGAUACGACGAAGACAAAGUCUUUCCUGUGAAAAAUUGUAGGAGGGGGGGGAGGGGCUCCAAGCUACAAACGUGCAAGAGCUAAAGCAGCAAAAAAAACAAAAAUGUAAAAAAAAAAGAAAAUCAAGACUCGAACUCACAUUUUAUGCAACGACGCCAAUCGCGUCACCAGAAUAGUUUCGAGUCGAUUUCGUGUAAAAGAAACGCCGAGCUUUGAAGCGCUCUCGUGUGUUAGGAUCAUCUCUGGAGGCUUUUCCACCUCCUCGUGAGGCGAUUUUUGGUAUUGAAGACAUCGAUAUCUUCUUCAUUUAAAGUCUCUUGGUUUUUAUCCAGACUGCACAUGUUUAAUUGAAUGUCAUUAUUAUUAUUAUUAUUAUUAUUAUUAUUAUUAUUAUUAUUAUUAUUAUUUAAAUUGCUUGUCAAUGAAUGCACUUUUUUACUGAAGCAAAUCUCUAUGAAUCUACACUGGUGUCAGUUGAUGAUUGUAUUAUAAUUGUACUUUAAAAAAUUGGAGUUCUUGCAGGAUAUGAGAAAGAUUUUGGGCUUUUUUACAUUUUUUUUUCAAGUCUUCCUGGAUGCCAAAGCAGGGUUGCAGCUAGCUUGUGAGAUGGCUUUAGCUGCAGUUUGUUUGUUUUGAAUUUGUUUCCACAAAGAGUAAUAGUUCAUCUUUUUUUUUUUUAUGAGAAAUCAUAUCAAUUUGUGUGCAAUUUUUGUUUUGUUUUGUUUUUGUUUUUUUGCAAGAUGCUGCUGUCCACCUUCUCAACCUGGAACGAACUCAAACCUUGUUUAAAUGCAAUGCAGCCUUUCUGUAAAUAGCCACAAUUUGGAUUUCGUCCCUAAAAAUCUUCCUAGAAUUCUCAUAAUCCCAGAUGAGUACUUCUGAGCUGGAGAUAAAAUAUAUAUAAAUUAUAUUAAUACAACGUUGCUGAGCCAGCAUACUCCUCGAUCGACAGCAAAAUACCUCUUCUCCUAAUCGUUCUCCAACUCAGGAAGCCCUAGUCUAAAAAUAAAUAAUAAAGGUCUAGAGGUUUUUAUUUUUAUUUAUUCAAUUUUGUGCCACCCUGCUCUUGCCCCGUCUGGGCCAAAGCACAAAGACUGGCCUGUAGGCUGUAGGUGUGGACGGGGGGGUGGGGUUGGGUGGAGUAGUGUGGAGUGGAGGGGGUAAUUUAGGUGUCGCAAAAAAACGCAAGGUAAAGUCCAGCAAAAAAUAAUAAUAAAUAAAAUAAAAAGUUUCUCAACUUGAGAAAGCUCUGUACGCUAUUCACCAGUCUUCCACUAGGGGCAGCAGUGAGAGCUGAACCCGAGAGUCUGCCACAAAGAGACUCGAACGCAUGAAUCAGGAAUGUUGUGUUUCUUCUUAAUGUAGAGUAGACAUGGUGGGUGUGUGUGUGUGUGUGUGUGUGUGUGUGUGUGUGUGUGUGUGUGUGUGUGUGUGUGUGUGUGGGUGGGUGUGUUUGUGUUUGUCAGUCAGGGGGGUCACCAAACGAAAAUGUGGUGGUUUUUUUUCUUUUGUUUUCUUUCCUUUUUUUUUUGGGUUGAGUAAAAAAAAAAAACCCAGAACUUUAUUUUUCACGUUUGCAGACGUUUUCACCUUUAUCAAAACACUAUCAUAUAAAUAUGAAUAUGCAUUAUGAAUUAUUAUGGGAUGUAAUAAAUAUAUGCAUUGAAAUUAAAGAAGAAUGAUGUUAGAGAUUGUUUAAGAAUAAAGGUAUGAUCCUAAGCUUU